Giardia duodenalis is the source of this 288-nucleotide messenger RNA. RefSeq lists its product as uncharacterized. NCBI's taxonomy places the organism in Eukaryota, Fornicata, Diplomonadida, Hexamitidae. The coding region runs from base 1 to 288 and encodes 95 amino acids. The record is from RefSeq and is a predicted model, not a curated record. The transcript has a single exon.
AUGAAUGUUCGCAUAGAUCCUCAAUUAAUCAAAAUCAGGAUGAAUAGCAUCGAGGAGCCCCGCUUGACAGAUGUCCAUCGCGCCAAGCUGCGCCAAAGCAAGAGAGUGAGGGAUCUGGUCUCCCAUCCUGAGGUUCGGGCAACUAUAGAGGGUAUCCUUAGUCGGCCUGGAGACCGCCAACGAGAGGCUGCCCUGGCAGAUGCCAUGCGCCGUGAAAGCUUCCGGCAGCUCUACGAGCUACUCGUUAACAUUGCGGAGAUCGCAGACAAGGACACGGGUAAAGAUUGA